This is a messenger RNA of Dermacentor silvarum, 5760 nucleotides long. Its product is annotated as max-interacting protein 1. NCBI's taxonomy places the organism in Eukaryota, Metazoa, Arthropoda, Arachnida, Ixodida, Ixodidae. Bases 345 to 953 code for a protein of 202 amino acids. Gene Ontology annotation, molecular function: protein dimerization activity; DNA-binding transcription factor activity, RNA polymerase II-specific; RNA polymerase II cis-regulatory region sequence-specific DNA binding. The record is from RefSeq and is a predicted model, not a curated record. The transcript has 6 exons. Gene Ontology annotation, biological process: regulation of transcription by RNA polymerase II.
ACAGCUGUACUUCAGCUGAGGGCGUGGAAACCACGUGGCCAUGCGAGCGUGGCGCUGCCUUAUAAACACAGUCGCCCAUUGGCCGCAGCGCUUCGGAAAUGGCUCGGCGCGGGUGCGAGCGGCAGGAGCGCGUUCGGAAAAGCUCGGCAAUGUUCGGGCCCGGUCGGAGCGAAUGGGUGAGCGCGUGACGUCUCGCGACGUCAGUUUGUUUGCGGGUGCGCUCGCGAGAGGGCUUCGUUCUCGCGCGUUCCAAACCGUCACGAUCGCUGCGUCGGCCACGGAGGCUGCCUUCGUUUGUCGCCCAUAUUUCUUCGCGAGUGUGAUCGCUUUGGUUUGGAUUAACUAUGAGCAUCCACACGUUGCUGCAAGCUGCUGAAUACAUCGAACGGCGAGAGCGGGAAGCCGAGCAUGGCUAUGCGUCCACCAUGCCGAUUCCUGUCGAUCUCCCGAAGAAGAAGCCGAAGGCGAAGAAGACUCAAGGGAACAGGACCACUCAUAACGAGCUGGAGAAAAACAGACGGGCCCACUUGCGCAACUGCCUUGAGAAGCUCAAGGAAAUGGUGCCGCUGGGACCUGAGGCGAACCGCCACACUACGCUAGGCCUGCUGAACAAGGCCAAAGUCUUCAUCAAGACACUGGAGGAGAAGGAUCGCAAGAGUCAGAUGGUGAAGGAGCAGCUGAUGCGCGAGCAGAGGUUCCUCAAGCGGCGGCUGCACCACCUGGACGGCUGCUCCUCCCCGCCCAGCCACAAGAGGCGCAGCGUGAGCGAGUGCAGCUCCGGAUCAUCGUCGUCGCGCUCGUCCACCUCGGAAACCGAUGAAGUGGACAUCAUGGGCUACAACAGCAACCAAAGUGACACGGACGACCACAGCAGUAUCCAGAGCAUGACCAGCGACGGCGGAAUGGCCAUUUCGACCAAGAGGCUCUGUCUAGUGGAGGAGCACACCGUCUAGGCCUUCGCCGCCCUCUCCUUCAUCAACACCGACGACUCCGGCCCGUUCCCCUUGGCACAAACCGACCCACCCCUGUGUGACCACGUUCUCGCUCUUCGCCUCUCUUUCACACCCGAGCACCAUGCGACAUGGGGGGGGGCUCGCCUCCCCCCCCCCCCCCUACCAGAACUGCCCUCUCCCCUUUUGCCUACCCCUCUCCCAACCUUGCCUACCAGAACGCCGGCCGCAUGAUGUGCACCGUGUGAACUCCAGGACCAGCGGCUGGUGCAGCGCGCUCACCACCCCGUCCCCUUCCCAUGGCAUAGCCCUCGUUCAAAACCACCCUGCUAGAGUUACAGCGAACAGAGAGAUGUGUGUCCAGUAAUAACGCCGGUGCAGCGGUCUGUCCGAAGAGCCACCGCUGCGAAGCAAGCAAUAUACCGUUUCUACUGUUGAAGCCGCGGGCCUCGGUGGACAGCUAGCCACACUUUCGCGCUUCUAUCCACGAUGCCUGUGCGAGAGGAGAGAGAGAAUGCGAGUCGGUGGGGGGUCUCGGUUAAGUUUUUUUUUUUUUUUUUUUUUUUCUGUCCUCUUUUCUCGCGCGCUGUUUUUGCUUGUUUUCGUUUAUUCUGUUGCUGUCCGCCUCCCCGCACACCCCUCCCACUGUGUUGCGUCCUUCCUGGCAAUGCAAUAUGUCAGCUGAGCAUCUCUGGCACAUCCGAAUUACGCCUCCGUGUUGACCCGCAUUUUUUCGAGGGAAGGAAGGAAAGGAAAAGAAAAUCCGUGGUUUCGAGGUGUGCCGAUUUUGAGGGGCGGCAACAUUUUUCUUUCUCUCCCUUUCUGUCGUAAAUACAAACUAUUUAUUUGCAAUAUUUCGUCGUGAAAGGGCAUGCGUAUGCAUGUGCGUGUGUUUGUGUAGACUCACUCGUGCGCGUUUGUCCGAGCGUGUUUGUGUGCAUGUACGUCAAGUGUGUAUUUGUGCGAGUCUGGCGAGGGAGUCACGCUUUCUUGUUUAGUCGAAAGAAACAAAAAAAAAAAAAAUGUUCAUAUACGGACUUCAAAAUGUGAGCACCCCAGUGUUGCGCACUCUAUAUUUUUAUUUAUUAUUUUUGCGAUGUUUUUUUUUUUUUUUUUUUUUUGGAGGGUACGCAGGUCAUGUGUCUUUUGCCUAUUAUUAUAUACACCCUCGUGCGUGUGGCUGAGUAUGUGUGUCCAAAGAGAAACAGGGUGAGAGUUGUUAUAUAUGGUUGUGUGGACGAGGUCGAUCUGGCUUCUGCACGUGGGGCUUGCAGUGGUUUUUAUUUUUCCUGCACCUUCCGUCAGAGGCAUCUAGCGACGAUUUUAUUGUACAUUCUUCCUUGUUUUUAUUCUCGGCCUGGGGUUAGCACAUCUCGCAUAUUUUUUUUUUCCCUCCAUCACCAUCUUCAUCGUAUAUAUAUAUACAAUUUUUUUUUUUCUGUUCUACGCGCAAACACUAGAGGGUGACUUUGGCUGACACCCCGAGAAAGUUCCAGUUGAGCGCAAAAUGCUUCCUGCGAUCCCUGCCUUUUAAGUGCGUAUCGUGCUGUCACAACGAACAUCGGUUGUUGUCUCGUAGUGUGGGCAGCGUACGGCUCGCACCACUCGCUGUCAAAUCCACGCCCGCUGCUGCUCUUACGUUGACCCUCUGAAGUCUCCAUUCGAGCCGCUCUUACGGCCGUUGCAGCCUGGGGCCACGUCCACGCUUACAUUGUUCUGCGGGCACUAAAGGUGUUGCCGAAGAUGUAGCAAAUGAAGGUCAUCGGGCGUCUGGGUACAGCCAGGUGCGGCCUGUGUCGUCCAUUUCCUACAUUUUCGUUCUUGUGGUGGUGCCGUUACACAAUUGAUGCGCAGGCCCGCGGUCGAGGAGCAGUAGUUGGCUUGGAAGUUUCAUUAACGAUGUCUAUCCCCGUGAUUUUUUUUUUCUAUUACAAAAAAAAAAAAAAAAAAACAUCUUUUCGCUUCAUAUUUGGCAGCGGUCGUGGUAGCAAGUCGUUGGGCUCGCUGCGCUUUUUCGGGUGUCAACCGGCGUCGCCGCUCGAGGAGACUUGUGUACCUUGCCGGUGAAAGAGCGUCGUGGUCUCGCUUUCCCGCGGAAACGUCAAGAGAAUGGCGGCAGGUUUGAUCAUUCACAUGCAUUUCUGGAGGCAGGUCUUGCAUCCGUCGCAGUGCGGGAUCGUUAGGGAACAACUGCAUUCUCGCGGGGACGACUCCCGCUCGCCGCCCCGAGCGGCCAUCCGAGAAUCAGUAUUGCGACGCCGAAACUGCGCGUCUGCCACCCAUGUACCUGGGACGCCUGGCGAGCGUCGUCGCCGCGUGCUCCCCAGCAGGCGUGUGUGCACCUUCCCGUUCCGUUGUGCGGUUUUGCACAAUUGGGUUUCGCUGUGCUUUUUUUUUUUUUUUUCAUUUUUUUUUUCUCGCCUGUGGCUGCGCUUCGACGUGAAAUAGCCUCCUCGCAUUUUUUCCCAGUGAUCUUUCUCUUCCGGCGGCUUCGGGUCGCCGCAGGCCGGUGCGAGUCCGCUUUGACUGGAGCGUCCUCCGAGGCAACGCUUUUCCAAUUUAUUUUGCCGCUGCCACCCAGCCGCACAAGAGAGUCUUCUGCGAACAAAGUGUAGCGCCUGUUCUUUGUUAGUUUUUGUUUCUCCGGGUGUUCGUUCUUUAAUCCUUUUUUAUCCUCGCAGUACCGUCACACGGGCGCUUUCACCACCCGUUGUCAUUCAGCGAGUCGAGGCAGACGUUUUGAAAGGCGUUGCCUACCGGAAGGUUAUUUUGCUCGCAAGCGAAGCAGUCUCAUAUUGUUUUUUUUUUUUUUUCGGUUGACAUUUUAAUUGGUCGACGCAGUGUCGAAGGGUGCGUCCCAGUGAACGCUUUUUGCGCGGCGCUCGAGGCAUUCGGCUUCGCGUUUCGGAAAGCUCUUGCCCCCUCCGCCGUUUACAAUCCCGAUGUCGCCGACAGUUUGUCUUGAUGCAGAAGUGCGUGCGAACGUAACCUAUGGGCAUUAUUCGCACCAAAUCGCAUACGCCGCCUCCGAAACGCCCGAACGUCGUCCCGCCCAGCAGGCAUUGUCAAGUGUUGCGCAUCCGUCAUUUCGUGCGACCCCGUGGUUUUGUUUUCGUUUUUAGUUGUGUUGUCCCGGUUGUCAGCCGACAAGUUUCCCGUCCAAAGGAGAAAAAAAGGUCAAAAAAAGAGGAAAAGAGCAAGGAAAGUUAAAAAAAAAAACUUUUUUCGAGUGAAAGAGCAAAGACAAGCCUCUUAUUCCAGUCGACCAUGCGUCGGCAGGUUCUUGGACAGCCGGUUGGGAAGAACGAAAAAAAAAAAAAAAAAAGAAUCUCGGCCUCCCGGCCUUCAGUACAAAGUCCGCCUGCUCUCGCAUAGUGGUUAAUUUCCCUUAUUUGUUGUCCUCUUUGCCACACACGUCCUCGCAGCUAGACGUGCAGCCGUGUCCGAGUGAUUGGAAGGCGGUCUGCCUCGCCGCUUCGUGUAGCCUCGGUUGGCGCACGGCUCGGAGCGACGAUGCCUGAUGUGCGUUCGCCGACGCCUUCUCCACAUUUCUUCCCAUGCCGUUGAGAUACUCCCGAGGAAGCGCUUUAUGAUGGCUGUCGUGUGUGGUGUGGCGAACAGAAACGCAGAUUGGAAACGGAAGCGGUGGUUCGUUUUCCGAUCGCCAUUCAGCAGGUCUCCGCGAUUCCUGCCUGUGCGUGGUUGUGGGAGCGAAGCCCGCCGAGUGCCAAUUGCGAUGCAGUAGGCUCCAGAAUCGUGUUGGACACGUUUACAUUGUUUGUUUGUUUUUCUUGUUUUUCUUCUGUUUGGUGACUGGCCGCAACGUACACCCCGUUGUGAGCGGAUGAGUGAGUAGCUUGCCCGCCGCGUAGCGUGUGUUGUGCUUGCGCGUGGUUUAGCGUGGUCUUGUGCUGUCCAAGCGGGCCCCUUGUAGGAGGCCUUUGCAGGUGUUUUACUGCUGACUUGACGCGAAGGUUUCCUUGAAGGAAUAUGACGAGGCGCGAAGCCCGCUUUGCUCGCGAAAGACCUUCUUUCGAGCAUUUUUCGAGCCUCUUUUUUUUUUUUUUCCUGAGCACCCAAGUUCCUUCUCGUUGUGCUGCUUUUCUGACACGGCGCUAAGCCUAUUGCUGCGUUUGUAUUCUUUUAUCCGCUUGACUUGGGGAAGGUCCUUGUUCUUUCCCCGCGAUUCUUAGGCUUGACGAUUGCUUUGCAUGGUUUUUAUCAAGUGUCUGCUGCCAUGGCUUCUCUGACAUUCAAAUCGAGUAGUAGUCAUUUUCCAAGGAUCUCGAGCACAGUUUUGCGAUGUUCCUGCAACAAAACAAAGUUAUGUACACACACACACACACUCCUUCCCUGUCCACCUCUUCCGUCUCCCCUUCCGCGCGCCCGUAUGCUGUGUGUUUAGAAUCUGACUGUAAUAAUAUGUACAUAAAAUGGUAAUAUAAUAUAUAUAUAUACAUAAUAUAUAUGUAUAUAUAUAUACGUACAUAUAUAUAUAUAUAUUUAUAAUGAAUGUCUAUAGAAGCAACUGUGAGGCAAGUACAAUGAAAGAACGCGAGCGUCUUUUUUUUUUUUUUCUUUUUUUUUUAACCUGCUUUGUGAUGAGCAUCUCUGUGUUUUGGGUGAGCUCUCCCGACCCCACAAUCACGUUGUGCACGGGCGCAUGACGCCCGCCUUGGCCGCGCUUCGGGGGUCCCCCUUCUCUAAAGAGUAGUGCGUCUUUCAGAAUCAACUUUCCUGUACAUACUUCAUGUGUCUAUACGAUGUUAUUCUGUUUCAUUUUUCCUAAAAUAAAACGUUAUUUCACGUA